AUGUCAGUGAACGAUCAGAUAACUCAUAUAGGGAAAACAUUGUCCACAACGGCUUCCGCCUUCCUAAACUACCAGAAAUCAAGCAACAGCAACACUCAAGAUGUACUAACCAAUAAUAGACCUUAUAAGAAUUUAUUGUCCAAUACCGUUAAUAACGUAAGUUCAAAUCCAUACAUUUAUAAGAGGAACGAACACACGCACCUUAUAAACAAUGGAUCUAAAACUUUUGAGGAUAUCUAUUCUAGGACAAGAAGGGGUGAUGUGUUCAAAAACAAAUUCACAGACAAUAAAACGUGCUUCAGAAUGGUCACAUACAUAAGCGAUGACUUGUUAAAUGAGAUUCCAACUAGGGAAAGUGUAAAGGUUUAUGAAGAUACCAAACUUUUAACGGAAGGGGGCGAAGAUGAAAAAUUUAGGAAGAAUGCAUUCAAAACAGAACCUUCCUUAUUUCAAGGCUUCAAAACCUACCUACCCAUGGCCGAACUUGCUAUCGAGAAUACUGAAAGAUUAGACAAUGACACGAAUGGUAUGAACAAUGUAAAAAAAGUCUUACCCAGAACAACUGAACGAGAAGAUAUGGUCAAGGAGCUACCCAAUUUCCAAGAUUCAUUCCUCAUACCUCCUGGAGUGGAAACGAAAAGAAUAAGCUCCUCUUAUUCCCCUAGUGCGCUGAAAAGAUUUUCUCAAACGCUUGUAAAUAGUUUAGAGUUUUUAAAUAUUCAGGAAAAUUCUACGUUAUCUGAGGUAAAAGGCAUCGACUUUGACAUUGAGCAUCUCAGGCAAAAAAAAGAAACACUGCUGGGUAAAAUUUCAAAUAUAAAGCAAAAUCAAUUACUUUUGGAAGACAAUCUCAAACAGAUCGACGAUAGGUUGGAUUUCUUAGAAGAAUACGGACUAGAGGAGGUCGGGGCUGGUAGCGAGGAAAAUGUAGUGGUUAGUAACAAAAGUGAGGAAACUACUUCCAAGAAUGGUUCCAACAAAAAUGAGGGUGACAUCACAAAAACUAUAUCUUCAGAAACUUCUAAUACACUCCCAAGGAGAAGACAACAAUUUCGAGACGAUAACUCAUCGAUUAAACUAGGUGCCUUCUAUAACAAAUCCAAAAAAAGACACAGAAAAAGCUUUCCAACGUUUCAACAACUUCACGAACCAGGAACAAAAAUGGGCUCAAUAAAUUCCACUCACGAUGAUUUUAUUACUUGUUUGGAUUUUGAUGCACCCUUUGGCACCUUAUGUACAGCCGGAUAUCUCGAUCAUACAGUGAAGAUUUGGGAUUUAUCGAAACAAACGCAAAUCGGAGAAUUAGCAGGGCAUCUUGCUACGAUUAAUUGUAUGCAGAUUGAUUGCGAUUAUGAAACUCUUGUUACCGGUGGUAGAGACGCAGCAUUGAAAUUGUGGAAUUUGAACUUAGCUCAACAGCUUUACCAAGAAACACAAAAUCCCACCUCUUUCACAAGUCAUAUCGACUCUCCGUGUGUUUAUACAUUUGAGGCUCAUACCGAUGAGGUUACCGCAUUGUCAUUGGAUCCUAGUUUCUUAGUAAGUGGUUCGCAGGAUAGGACAAUUAGACAAUGGGAUUUACGUUCUGGAAAAUGUAUGCAAACCAUCGACUUGAGUUUUGCUAAUGUCUUAACAGCAGCCACUAAUGUCGAUUUAUCAAAGAGUACACUUCUUACUCAAAGAAGUGAGAGACCUAGUAUAGGUGCACUGCAAAGUUUUGAUGCAGCCUUAGCAACAGGUACAAAAGAUGGUAUUGUUAGGCUAUGGGAUUUAAGAUCUGGUAAAGUGAUCCGUACUUUGAAAGGACAUACGGACGCCAUAACGUCACUGAAAUUUGGUUCCGAGUGCUUAGUCACUGGUUCAUACGACAGGACAGUCAGAGUAUGGGAUUUGAGAACUGGAUUGUUGAGCAAGUUUCAUGCAUACAGUGAACCAAUCUUAUCUUUAGAUUUAUGUCAAGAGAAUGCUGCGGUCAUAGUCGCAAAUGAAACAGCUGUUCAGAUAUACGAUAGCAACAAGGAUGAAAGCUGGUCUUGCGUCGAACAAGGUAACGAAGUUAACGUUACAGCCAUUAAGUACAAAGAAAACUACAUGGUUGAAGGCCGUGAGAGUGGAGAUGUACAUAUUUGGGCGGUCUGA
Molecule: messenger RNA, 2139 nt
Organism: Saccharomyces mikatae IFO 1815
Lineage: Eukaryota; Fungi; Ascomycota; Saccharomycetes; Saccharomycetales; Saccharomycetaceae
Gene: MDV1
Product: Mdv1p
Exons: 1
Coding region: 1-2139 (712 amino acids)
Biological process (GO): retrograde vesicle-mediated transport, Golgi to endoplasmic reticulum; intra-Golgi vesicle-mediated transport; endoplasmic reticulum to Golgi vesicle-mediated transport
Cellular component (GO): COPI vesicle coat
Molecular function (GO): protein binding
Source: RefSeq, a predicted model, not a curated record